CCGAUUGUUUAAACAGCGUCUCAGAUACCCUUACCUGGCCCUCGUUUGAGAAGCAGCACGCAUGCUCCCUGGAGUCAUUUUUGGUCAGUUUACAUCAGUUUGAUUACCUGUAGCCUUAGAUGUCGCAUCAUGUCACGAAGGAAGCAGGCGAAUCCCAGGUCCUUAAAAGUUCAAGAAGAUGAAGUAGUUGCUGUUCCAGUUAAUGACCACCACUUCAGACCAUAUACAGAGGAUGAACCAGAAGAAAGUGACCAGGACCAUGAUGACUUUGAUGAAUAUGGUCCCCUCGUUGUCGACACCUCGGGCCAGUUAGACAAUGAAGUGCCAGUACAGCAGAAUAAGGAUACAAGUUCCCUGUUAUUGAAUAAAGUAGAGGAUACAGUGACGGAUACAGUGACUACUGCAAAUAACAGUCUCACGGAAAUAAAUUUAAAUACCGCAUCCUUUUUAGACGGGAGUGGAUCUAAUUCAUCUUGGACACCGUCUUCCUCAGCACAGCUCAGUCCUAGUUCAAUCAGUGCAAGUAUUUCUGCGGCAAAAACCCACAGACGAGGAAAGAAGAAUCACGUUAAAGACGAUACAACUUAUGAUGAAAACCAUGAUGAAAAUGAAAACAAGAUUCUACCAUUAAAUGGAGACGGGGAAGAAGCCAUAUAUCAAUGUCCAAUCUGCCAGGAAGUAGUCUCAUCAUUACAUGAACUCACCAUACACAUUCGAACCCACAAUACCCACGCAGCAGCAUCUCAGUCUAACACUUGUACUAUCUGUGGGAAGGUUUUAAGUUCCCAGAGCUCACUAGACAGACACAUGUUGGUUCAUUCUGGAGAGAGACCUUUUAAAUGUAAAGUAUGUAAAAUGUCUUUUACAACAAAUGGAAAUAUGCACAGACAUAUGAGAAUUCACUCUAAGGAAACCGAUAUUGAAGCUCUUGGAACAAAAAUUAGAAAGAAGACUCCAACUUUUAAGCCAAAGGCAAUGUUCUUUAGUCCAAUAGAUUUUGAUGGAACCUCUUUGAACAUGUCGACUCCAAUUCCAUCCAGAGAAUUUUCUCCAAAAGGCUUGAACUUUGGAGAACCAACAACUCCAUCCAGUUACAUGUCACCUAAAGGUCUGAAAAGGACAUUCAACUUUGUAGAUUGCUCACCAAACUGGUCACUUCCAAAACGUCAAGUUUUGGAAGACAGCCGGUUUAAUGCUGCUCUCCCACCUCAGUCUAUUUCAUCAUUUAUUCCACUCGUUGUGCCACAAGAUUCACCAAAAAUACCAUCAGAACUUAGAGCAGAAGUGAAAGGGGAACCAGAGCCACCAAGGUUACCAGUAGUUGUGAGACAGCCAACAGAGGAAGAAAGGGAUCAACUACAUUGUCCAGUGUGCAAUAAAACAUUUCUGUGCAAAUAUGGUUACCAGAGUCAUUUAGAAACUCAUCCAGAACUGUCUCAAAACUGUCAACAAUGCAACCUAUCAUUCCAAUCUACUCGAGAAUUAGAUCUGCAUAAAUUAGUGGCUCAUAGUAAAUCUAAGGACGAUGACGAAAAAAGCAUAAAAUCUCCCCUCACAGAAGCCGUUGUAGGAUUUCAUGAUCUCGGUUUUAUGGAUUUCUCAGUGACAAAAUUUCCUCUUGUUGCUAAAUCUUGGUGUGAGGAAAAUGUCAGACAAUCAAGUAGCGACUAUCACAAAUAUGUAUGUAAAGAAUGCACAAAGGCUUUCCCGUGCAAGAGUGCAUUGUUGAUGCAUAUUCAUACACACAAUCCUGAAAAGACGGCUCAAUGUCCUUUGUGUGAAUGUGACUUUAUUGACAACAAAGAACUGCAUGUUCACAUGGCUAAACACAUGGCGGACAAAGCAUUCGAUGAGGUAAUGGAUAGCGAUGACAUCGAUGAAGAAGACACUGAUGGUCAUGGAACACCAGAAAUGGUUGGGAAACAUGACUUCCUAGCUAGCUUUGGAUUGAUCGCUGAGAAAAAUCCAACAGACGAAAAAAUCAAAAAGGAGAAACCUAUGUCUGAAACAAUAUUGAACAUGGAAAAGAAUGAAAACAAUGAUUACUUUGCAAAACUUGGACAGGUCUUCUCACCUUUCAUAUCGCCUAUACAUCCAAUGGGUAAGAAAAAUGGUGAGGAAAUCAAAAGCAUGGCGGAACUACAGAAGUUAAUACAGAGCUCUUCCAAUGGAAUGAUGCCUCCCUUCCCAGCCAUACCAGGUAUGGAACAUCUACAUGGUAUCAACCUAAACCAAUUCUCUGCCUUCUUACCGUCCAUGAUACCGUAUAGCCUUGCUUCACAGAUGACACCUACAUUAGCUGCCAUGAUGAGCGCUAGUCAGAUGAUGAAUGCAGCACUAAGCAGCCAAAACAUGUCUAGUCCCUUACCAACUCCGCCCCCAAGCAGUGAGAGUGGAAGUGGAUCAUCCGGUGAAAUGAACAACAAAGGUGUAUUCCCAUGCAAAUACUGUGACAUGUUGUUCCCUAAUUACAGAGCGUUAAAAGGUCAUACCCGCACACAUUUAGGUCUGUCACCUUAUAAGUGUAACCUGUGUAGUUACUCAAGUGCUGACAAGAGUACAUUAAUCAGACAUCUUAGAACUCACAAUGGAGAGCGACCAUUCCAAUGUCGUGUUUGUGACUUUGCCUUCACUACCAAGGCCAACUGUGAAAGGCAUGUCAGGAAGAAGCAUGGUAAAUUCAUGAAGGAUGAUGUUGAACAAGCGAUUGGCUACAAUAAAUAUGCUGUUGACGAUGGGAAUUCUUCCACAUCCUUCCACUCACCUGAUACAGUAUGCAAAUAUUGCAACAUCGAUUUCAAGUUCUUCCGUGCGCUGAAACAUCAUCUUAGAUCACAUAGUAGUUGCCGCCAGAAGCCAUUCAUUUGUACCCGUUGUGAUGUUGGAUUUUCGACUAAGGCUAACUGUAUUCGUCAUCUUCAGAAACAACAUAUAGAAAUCUCUAACAACCAGAUAGAACAGUAUAUCACUGUAAAGGAGCCGUUCAAUAUUGACGAUAGUGACAAGUCAUUUGGAGAUUCUGAUGAUGGUAUGCCACCAGAUAUAAAUGAAAGAUCUACUCCUUCUUCUAUCAUCAGUGGUAAAUCACAUGUGCCACCUGCUGCUCAUACAACCCCAGUAUUGUCUGUUGGCACUCCAGCUAGCAGCCGUCCAGACACACCCGUCCAUAUUAAAUCUGAACCAGUUGAUGAAGAUGACAUUAUGCCGUUAGAUUUCAGUGUUAGGUCUGGCAGUAAUACUCCUGUAGGGACACCUAAGAAAGACCAACCUACAGGUAGAGGGACUGAUCAACCUAUGGACUUGUCAGUUAAGAAAUCACCAUCGCCAUCACCAGCACCUAUACUAAAGGCAAAUCUGUUACAACAGACCAGAGUAAUGUAUGAAAAUAGUGUUCACCAGUGCCAAUUUUGUCCAAUGGGAUUUUCAAAUCCCCGCGCUUUAGAGCGCCAUCUUUGGCAAAACCAUCCACAGCUAACAUCAUUGUUAGAUCCUUCGUACCUCAAAUCACUUUCUGGAAUAAACCCAACAGUAACAGAAAAGUUAAAACAAACUGUUAAUUUACGUCUCCCAGUACAACCACCAUCAGAGAAUUUAGAAGAUAAUGAAACCUCAUCCAGGUCAUCCAAAUUAAUGGAUAAGAUAAAUAAUCUGCAGGCCAUGAGGAUGGAGAAACAGAUAAAAACAGAACCAAGAUCUAGUAUAUCAGGUGACAGUAGUGACUUAGCAUCAGUGAAUAGAAUUUUAGAAUCAGCAAACUCCCACCAUUUCCAGUCAUUUUUGUUACGUGAAAGUGGCAGUAUUACUAAUGAAUUAAUGAGAAGCCGUUUGAACCUGUUGAGAAGUGUCAAUCCAGAUAGGAGCCGAGAGGAAAGAACGUCAGAAUCUAGACCUGACAGUAAUGAAUCACCCGCUAGAUCAAGACCAGAGGACCCAUCUGAUAGCAGAGACAGUCAGGAAAUGCCUUUGAUGAUGGAUAUUGGUGAUCUCCCAAAACAGCUUGAACACUUUGCCAGAUUAGAGAAACAAAGAGCCUUACAACAUCAGUUCAAUAUUCCUACUACUGUUGAUAAGAAAAUGGAUGAUAAACAGACAAGUGCAAUCAAAAAGAAAAGGAAUUCUUAUGCCGAUUCUCCACAUAAACUGCAGUGCCCAUAUUGUACAAGAACAUUCCCAUGGGUUAGCUCCCUUACAAGACAUCUCCUUACACAUACUGGUCAGAAACCAUUUAAAUGUCCAAGAUGUCCAGUUACAUUCUCGACCAAGUCUAACCGAGAGAGACAUCUGAUAAGAAAACAUGGUGUAAAUAUGUUGGACCCUCUGUCUCGUCAAACUAUGGACCGUCCAUACAAAUGUCAUUUAUGUGUAUUCAGCUCAUUCUCUACACAAGGCAAUCUAUUGAAGCAUUAUAAGGAAAGACAUCCAAACAGUUCACUACCUGAAGGCCUAGCUGAAUUAGACCGAGUUGUGACGAUCGGUAUGAGUAAAACAAUACCUCCAGAAGAGAGGGGACUAGGACCCAAUGGUAGUUUCUACGACAGUAAUGAUAGUAGCUACUUAGCCGAGGAACAGAUGAAUAAGUCUUUGGAUAGAGAGGUACUCGAGGACAGACUGAUGUCCAGUGGUAGAUCUGAACCGGAUGAAGAUGACCUAGAGAUUGACGAGACUCCUGAAGUUCAACGUACAGAAGAUGUCCGACCAUUCAGUGGUACUGGCGAGAAACAACUCAACCCAGAACGUGACAACUACAAUGUUGACAAGAUCACAGAAUGCUGGAAAUGUUGUGAGAAAUUUGUCUCCCGUAAAUUAUUAGUUCGUCACUUGAAGGAACACAAUAUUGAUCUUCCGUUCAAAUGCUACUUAUGUGAUGCCUCAUACUUCAGUAGGAAGGAAUGUCUGUUUCAUCAGGAGAGAAAUCACAAUUCUGAUUGGUUGAUCUUGAAGGACAAAAAUAAAGUAGAUGAAAUUGGGGAUUUUUCAAAACACAUGGAUAAAGUUGUGGAAAAUAAUCUCAACAAAGUGGAUCAGGACGUUGUAUUGGAGAUUCCAGGACAGAAUGCUGAUGAUCCAAAGAUGGAGGUCGUGUCUGCUGAUUAUAUGCAGCGUAAAGUGUACUGUUCUCUUUGUCCUAAGAGAUUCUGGUCUCUACAAGACCUGAGGAGACACAUGAGAUCUCAUACAGGAGAAAGACCGUUUGAAUGUGACAUCUGUCAGAAAAGAUUUACAUUGAAACACAGCAUGAUGAGACAUCGUAAGAAACAUGCCGAUUCUGGAUCUCUCAGUCCAAGCGAUGACGAAGCUGAAAACAACAACGAAGAACAGUCGGCACAUAAGGCAGCCCAUCGCCCAAUACUACCUCGCCUACCUAUGGCUAUUCCUGCCAUGAGCAUGCCUGUAAUGCCUUCCAUAUCUCUUGGAACCAGUUUAAAUGGAGGUGAAAGUGUUGGGGAAUCUCGUGGACAUUAUACCCUACCACAAGUCAUCACCUCCAAAUCAACGACACCAUCUGCUACGAUCUCAACCCCGUCUCUAGGAAAAGAUUCCACAGCCGACAUGUUACAUAACCUACUCGGUGUCGAUGUAUCAUCUAUUGACAAGAUGUUAGACUCCGUAGAUUCUGCUACACAGUUACUUGGCAUGUAGAUCGGCUGAAUAUUCCAUCACUCACUUAACAUAAUGUUACCUGAUUCAGUUUCUUAAGAUACAAGAUUUGAUAUGAGUAGUAGCUAAACUGUCUCUUUUGUGUUUCUAUCCUGAGAACUUGAUUUGAGUAGCAGCUUCACUGUCUUUUUUGUCUUUCUCUCAUUUUUCAAGUGCGAUAGAGUGCCUCAUAUUGACAAUUCAAAUUAGAUUUGUUUACGGAAUGAAUUCUUGACUGUUAACCUUGUUUAGUAGCUGUACAUUGCACAACAUCAUAUCUGUAGGAUCAAGAGUGACCUUUGAACUUUUAUUUUUAACUUUAUAUAUUUAUUCUGUGGAUUUAUGGUUAUGAACUAGAAAUUAUAAUGAGUUAUAAAUGCUGUAGAAAUAUGAUAUGAUAGACCGUUGGAUGACUUGUCCAAGUAAUAUUUAGCGGUAGUUAACAUCAAAACUAUUUUGUAUCAUUAGAAAAUACUUGUAGAUGCUUAAUUUUAGAGUAUGACCAUAUUUGAUUAUCUCUAUGUGGUCCUGUCUUGGCUUUCCUCAAUCACAUGAUGACUGUUUGUGUUCAAGAUAUUUUUCUUAAAGUUUAUUUAUACCAUGACUAUGUAUAUAUAUAUAUACAUAUAUAUUUUUGCUCAUGUUUUUACUAGAAAUGAGUUUAAAUUUCCUUUAAAGUGAUUGAAAAUGGAAUGGACUUAUAGCUGGAUUUAGUUACAGUGCUUUGAAAGGAAAUUAUUGUCUUUUUUAUUUAGAAGAAACCUGUGAUAAUCAUGUAUAUAGAAUUUUAUUGUUUUUAUGUUUAAUCAGGGAGGACACAUCUGUAUAAAUCAUAUAUUUUGAUUAUCAACUGAUUAUUAAUGAUUUUCUUUGACAUUCAAAAAAAGUAAAAAAAUAAAUGUAUUUGAUUUUGAAAAUCACCAUGAAUACAUGUAUUGUGGUAUGUUUCUCUACGAAAAAUUUCAUGCAAUUUUGAAUGAAAGGAAAAAAAUCAUUAGUAAUGUACAAUUGUAUAUUUUUAGAAUAUCUAUCUAGUAUUUUGUAAAUAAAUUGAUUUCUCUAUUUAUUUUGACCAGAUUAUGUUAUAGCGAGUAUUCAAAGGGCAGAUUAUUCAAAUGACUAGUCAUAUCAUUACAAAUUUUUUACAUAUCUGAAAAAAAAAGAAAAGAUUUGAGACAUUUAUCUUCAAGCUAAAUAUUAAAUUAUAAUGACUCUUUGAGACAUAUGGAAAAGAUUGAAGGCAGCAUUGUUUUGAAAAAAUGAUUGACAUUUUCAGAAUAUGUUAAAUUGAAAAUAUUUGCUUACUUUAUUAGUCAGAUUCUGCAUAUAUAAUUGUAAAACUGUUUUGAGUAAGAGUUAUUGCUCUUUGAAUAGAAGUUUAUAGUAGAUGCUUUAUAGUGUUUGCUUUGUGGCAAUCUUUAAGUAAAUGAUACUAGUCUUUAUGUUCAAGUCGUUAAGUAAUAGAAAUAGCAACAUACCACCUACAGGUGAUUGAUAAAACAAAACAAUAUGGAAAUAAAAAACAUUGGAUAUUUAUUAAAAUCAUAUUAACAAUAUCUCGAUUUCUUAAAUGAAAAAAUGGAGAACUGUUGUCAGUAGCUAUGUUGCUGAUGUCGGUAUGUUUCUGUUUUUAUUAAUAAAGGCUUGAAUAUUUUAAUUGUGAAAUAUCAGUUAUUGUUGUAUUACUAAUUUAUUUAUUUUUACUUAUCAAUUUGUACAUACUAUCAAUUUUCUUUUUCUCUUUUUUGAGAAAAAGAUAAGAAUUUGUGAAAUAUUAUAUUUGUUUUUAUAUUGUAUACAUUUUUUGAGUUUUAAAUGAAUUGCUGGCUUCCAACUCAAUAUUUAACUAGAUUGGUAUAGUUUUUGAUUCAAUUUACAUUUAGAAUUUUGAUAAUGUAGUUAAAACUAUUGCAUUCCUUGUUUGAUAGAAUUUUUGAAAAAUUUAUUUCACACAUUCCAUUAUUUAAAUUUAUAUAAAACUAUAUGUUUUAUUAGUUUUAACUUAAUAGCAAGUAAGUUUAAGUGGAAAAAAUCAAGCAAUUAAAUGUUCAGUUGUUUUUUUUGGGGUUUGUGGAUAUUGGCUAUGGAAAAUUGUCACACAUGUGUUCUGACAGCACUUUUUGAUAGGGGAUGGACCAUUAACCUAAAUGUUGUUUGAAGGAUUUUGAGAAAUAACAUCAAGAAACAAAUCAAAAUGUCUUGUCGAUAUCAGUAUUCAAUUUGUAAUUUAUAUGUAUGUAAAGGAACCAAUCUGGAAUUGGCAUUCUGUGGUUUGAAUAUUGACAAUUAUUUUUACCUUAGGCUGUUUCAUUUGGUACAUGUGGACCCAAAGUUUAUAAUAAUGGACUUCACAGUUUUGUGAACAACCAAUUUAGGCUAUUUAGAAGCAAAAAUGAAAGGCUUGCAGCAGCAUAAAAGUUUGAAAAUAAUCUUCAAUGAUUUCUGUGAAUUUUUGGUAUAUUAUGCUUGAAAAACUAAAUAGUCGUAAAAAUGUUAUGUUUUGUAGGAUUUUUUGUCUCGCCUUUAAGAAUUUAGUCUGUAAAAAAUUCUGUUUGUAUUGAUACGUUUACCCUCAAUAGCUUUUCAACGGAUACUUCCCCUUUUCUUUUACAAGACUUUAAUGAAACAGCUUUCAGCAAUUUUUUUUUUAUAUGUAUACAUAUAUUUUGAAAUUUACAUGAUCACAAAUAGAAGUCUCAGUUUUCAAGUGCUUAGUAAAAGUGAACUUACAAUUCUAUAUACCUGAUGACAUUCCUAUAUGGAAACAUUCUGUUGUUUUUAAUAGUUGUAGAUUUUUGUUUUUUAAAUGUUUGUGUGUUCUAUCAUUUACCAGUAUUUUGUUCUGUCUAAUGGUGUUGUAAUAAACAUCUCAAAUAAAUCAA
Molecule: messenger RNA, 8519 nt
Organism: Mytilus californianus (California mussel)
Lineage: Eukaryota; Metazoa; Mollusca; Bivalvia; Mytilida; Mytilidae
Product: ras-responsive element-binding protein 1-like
Exons: 17
Coding region: 130-5640 (1836 amino acids)
Biological process (GO): regulation of transcription by RNA polymerase II
Cellular component (GO): nucleus
Molecular function (GO): RNA polymerase II cis-regulatory region sequence-specific DNA binding; DNA-binding transcription activator activity, RNA polymerase II-specific
Source: RefSeq, a predicted model, not a curated record